AUGCCUCAGGGAUUUGGUAGCCGGGGGGGGCAUAGGGUGUGUAGGCUACUCAAUUACUAUUAUGGCUUGAAGCAAGCCUUUAGGCAAUGUAAUUUGAAGCUAACACAAGCACUUCUCAAGUCUAGCUUUCAUGAAAGCAGACAUAAUUACUCAUUGUCUACUAAAACAACUAAUGGAAAGUUUGUUCUUGUACUUGUCUAUGUAGAUGACUUACUUGUUACAGGAAAUGAUCAAGAGGAGAUUAACACAUCAAAAGCAGCCUUACAUCAGAACUUCAAACUAAAAGAUUUUGGAGAAUUGAGAUACUUCCUGGGAAUUGAAAUUGCUAGAUCAACAGAAGGAAUCUCAGGUUCAAAUCCCAAGAAGACUCCAAUGGAACAGAACUUGAAACUUACAAGCACAGAAUUUGAUAAGAUUGUGAAUGGGAACACUAAUGACAGUGUCUUGGAGGACAUAAGUUCUUUUCAAAGACUGGUUGGCAAGCUUCUGAAGUCAAUUACAGGUUUCUAUAUCAAGUUGGGGAGUUCUCUUAUCUCAAGAAAGGAAAAGAAGCAGACUACUAUCUCGAGGAGCUUAGUUGAAGAUGAGUACAGAAGUAUAGCACAUACAGUAGCAGAGUUGGCAUGGUUGAAUGGUUUACUGAAGGAGCUAACAAUAGAUAUUAAAGAACCUAUGGAGCUAAUAUUGUAA
Messenger RNA from Nicotiana tabacum (common tobacco), 690 nucleotides. The record is from RefSeq and is a predicted model, not a curated record. NCBI's taxonomy places the organism in Eukaryota, Viridiplantae, Streptophyta, Magnoliopsida, Solanales, Solanaceae.